GCCAGCGCAUGGCAUUGUACUAACACGUGGGUUUACUAUGAAUGGGAGAUGUGUGUAGAAAAUUCUACGCUAGCUGUUGAAUUGUCGAAAUAUUGAAGUUGACCAGAAAUUGGUGUGGGCUUGCCUCCAGAAAGCAGUGUGUGAGAAGGCCCAAGAUGGAUUCCAUGAAACCAAUGUCAUCUACUCCCAAUGGAAAAAUCUGUGGACCCUUCAGUAACGGAGUAUUACCCUCUGAGAAAUCCACUACACCUAUUGCCCCCAUCUGGGUUCCUGCUCCCCUUGGGUAUCACGCAGGAAAGUCAUCUGUAUGCAGAAAACUGCCAGAGUCUGACCAAGUAGAGAUUGAAGUCACCAUGUCCGAAGAUAGCAAUAGUAAUUCAACUAACCCUUCAGACAGUUCAUGGAGUAAAUUGUUAGGCCUUCAGCUCAAAGUUGGGAGUUUUGUUGGGGAGAAGUCGUCUGUAAUUUUCAAGGUUUGUGUGGUGAUAUUUCUGGCCUUGUACUGCGCUUAUUUUGCCUGGGCGCUCCUCCUGAACCACCGGAGAGCCACACCCCUCAUCGUUAUGACCAGCUUAAUCGUGGUUGGUCUACUGUUCUCCUUGGUAAAGAGGAAGGUUGGCCCGUCCCUGCACAAAACCAUGAGAAACCUGAACUUGGCUAUUGAUCUGAAGUGGCACGUCCUGAAAUGGAUCGUGUAUCCCAUAAUAUUUCUCUGUGUUGCCGGGGUGAUAGCGUACAAGGUUUGGGACCGCCCUGAGAAUCUCGUCUCGCUGGGAGGACUUGUUUUCUUCCUGAUGAUUCUCUUCAUCUUCUCUGCCAGGUCCUCUCAGGUGAAAUGGCGUCCAGUUUUAUGGGGACUUGGUCUGCAGAUGGCUCUAGCUAUGUUCAUCCAAUGGGAGUGUGGCUAUGAAGUAUUUCGCUUCCUUGGCAGUCAGGUUCAGACAUUCCUUAGCUAUACAGACGAAGGGUCAAGUUUUGUCUUUGGACAAAAGUUCACAGAACACCCAUUUGCGUUUAAGGUGCUGCCAGUAAUCAUCUUCUUCAGCUGCACUAUCUCCGUGCUCUAUCAUCUCGGGGUCAUGCAGAUCGUCAUCGGGGCCAUCGCCUGGGUCAUGAGGGUCACCCUGGGCACUACUGCAGCAGAGUCGCUGAGCGCGGCAGGCAAUAUAUUUGUGGGGCAGACUGAAGCGCCCAUUCUGAUUCGACCAUAUUUGGAACUGAUGACCAAAUCGGAGCUUCAUGCCAUCAUGACCGGAGGAUUUGCUACCAUAGCCGGGGGCGUCCUAGCCGCUUACAUUCUCUUUGGGAUCCCAGCAGAGCACCUUAUCUGCGCGUCAGUUAUGAAUGCCCCGUGCGCCCUCGCCGUGUCAAAACUCUUCUACCCAGAGACGGAGGAGAGCAAACUGGCCAAGGCCACGGAUUUACCCCAGCAAGAAAAAAAAGAGAGAAAUGUGCUGGAAGCUGCUGCGUCUGGGGCUUCCUCGGCAAUCAUGCUGGUUGCUAACGUAGCAGCUAAUCUCAUUGCCUUCCUAGCGAUGUUAGCGUUCGUGAACGCUAUGCUGGGAUGGUUUGGCAGCAUGGUGGAUCACCCAGAACUAUCUUUCCAGCUGAUCUGUUCCUACAUCUUCAUGCCUGUUGCCUUCCUCAUGGGAGUAGACUGGGAGGAUGCUGGCAUCAUAGGAGAACUCAUCGGAAUCAAAACAUUCCUCAAUGAAUUUGUGGCCUACAAGGAUCUCAGUGUGUACAUCGCCAACAGGAAGGCCUGUAUACAGCCUGCCAUAUCGAUGAGAUCCGAGGUGAUAGCUACCUAUGCCUUGUGUGGCUUUGCUAACCUCAGCUCUAUAGGCAUCCAACUGGGUGGAAUCGGCCCUAUGGCACCCAACAGAAAGGGCGACCUGGCCAGUAUAGCUCUUAGGGCGUUGACGGCAGGUAUCAUUACGUCUCUGAUUACCUCUUGUGUCGCAGGUUUGCUGAUUGUAGAAGACCCAGUCACACUGUGUCAAAUGCCAGUAAAUGUGACAGAAGUUUUGAAUGUGACAUCGUUUAUCAAUGGUACAGAUCUGAUGUUAUAACACAGUGUUUCUGUUAGAAAAUAGUGCUUAUCCCCAUCAUUAAGUUCAUUUUGUGUGCAGUAUUUGACAUUGAUCAUAUUUAAUAGUGAUCUGCAACAUUUUAUGAGAUAACCUUGUUUAUACAAAGCUCAGACAAGCAGCAUUUUGGGGAUCAACACAGUUUGUUUUUUUCCUCGUCUUUUUAUUGUAUAUCGCCUUGUUGAAAACCGUUUAAUUUUAUGUAACUUCACACUUCAUGUGAAUGGUUUGUUUUGUGUUACUUUUCUGUGCAUUUUCUCCUGGUUUUGUUUUUUGCACUAAAGCUGCAUUUGUUUGGAUAAUGAACACUCCCUGAAUUACCCAGCAGCCUCACUGCUUGUGCAGUGGCAGUAACCUCUGGGAAGUCCGAGUCAUACCUUAUUCCUGACACAGAAAUGUACUUUAACACUAAAUGUAAAUGUAACAGCAUAUAAAAAAAAGGAAGAUGACAUAUUUAGUCAAAAAAGCAGUAAAAUUUUAAUUUAUUUGCGUGUUUUCAGUAAAAAACAGUGUAAAAGAAAGCAAAAGAAAAUGUUGACAUCAUUGUGUAGAUAUUCAUGCUAUAUUUAUAUAACCAUAAUAGAAAAACUUUUCAUAAAAUGAAGUUUGCCGGCAGCCAAAAUAAAAAGGAAAAAAGGCAACAAAUGAGAAAAUGCGUUGGGGCUUCGGGGCUCAGUUGGCACUAAUGUGGUCGCUGUGACUUCAAGUCCAGUUCAUGCCUGCUUCCUCUCCUGGCCGCCAUGGUAUAAGUGAAAUAUACUGGAGUACGACCAGAGCUUCGGACACAUAGCAGCAAAGGAAGACGGUAUCCAUCCUGUAGUUAGUGUGCAUUUCUUGACCAAGCUAGACAAAGAAGUUUCCUCCCAAAACUGGAUAUCCAAAUUUUGGGAAACCUGUAUGAAUUUCAAAUGUGACAAAGAAAAGGCUGAUUUGGGAACAUAUUUAAAUAGUACUCUGGUUAAAAUAAAUUAAAGUAAAUUUCUGAUCGAUUGUGUCUAUUCUACAUUUGGAAAAAUGAAAUACAAUGAGUUACUACAAGUUAUGAGUUAAUGUUCUAUUAAGAGAAACAAUAAUCUUUCAGAUGACUAUACAUGGUGAUGAAUUAUGUGGACCUGAUGUGUGAAUUUGCCAACUUUAGGAUGAGUCAUAACUCAGUUCUGAUCAUUUUGCCAAUACGUGGAAAUACAACAAUACGUUUAUCUCUUAUAUGUAAACUUUGGCGAGUGUCAAAUGCUCAGUUUAGAUUUAUCAUUCACAUAUUCAGGGAGGUAAACCCAAAACAGAGUAAACAUUAACAAAUAUACUAAGGCAGAAUUGUCUUGCUAUAUUGUCUUGUGUAAAUAUAAAAGUGUUGAGUGUACAUGAGUAUUUUUCAUAGUUUCCACUUAUUUUGAAUAUGCAAAUUUGUAGCAGACAAGGGAGUAAAAAGGUGCUGUCACAACUUAUAGAUGAAUAUUCCCACUUGUUAUGACCCUCCCUUAGCAAGUUCGGAGGUUAUUAAUAUUGCUGGUGUAAAACAAAAGUGCCUGGAGGACUUAUUGUGAAGAAGUUUUAUUGUCCAGUUUUUGUCCUGGUGAACUUCGCAAUGAUGUAAUCAUACAAAUGACUGAUAUUCUUUAUCAUUUCUUAUCGUCUGGAUUUAUCUGUAUGUGGUGCUAACACUAUGGAUGUCACACAGAGACAUAUGUAAAUCAGUCGUUUGGAGUGGGUAUACAUGUAUAUGCAUAUUUUCUUGUUUUUCAGAUGAAAUUGUUUUUGAGUAUUGGCAUUUGUAAGAAGGAAGACCGCGUAUUUUUUCCUAAAUUUUAGAAUGAAGCCUUUACAAUGCAAUGUGAGUGUGGCUGCAUGCUCGUAAUCUACUAGCGUGAAUGACUUGAAUUUGUUGGGUGGCGGUCGUACAUAUGGUGUAUAUGUUAAUACGUUUGUUAAGGUCAUAGAGUUUAAUACUUUGAGAAAAUGUCUCUUUUUUUUUGUUCUGUAUAUAAAAAGAAUGUUGCAUGAUGUAGUCAAGGUAAAAUGAGCAAUUGCUCGUGUUAAAAUAA
Liolophura sinensis is the source of this 4132-nucleotide messenger RNA. Its product is annotated as solute carrier family 28 member 3-like. The record is from RefSeq and is a predicted model, not a curated record. Gene Ontology annotation, cellular component: plasma membrane. The coding region runs from base 156 to 2072 and encodes 638 amino acids. NCBI's taxonomy places the organism in Eukaryota, Metazoa, Mollusca, Polyplacophora, Chitonida, Chitonidae. The transcript has 13 exons. Gene Ontology annotation, molecular function: nucleoside:sodium symporter activity. Gene Ontology annotation, biological process: nucleoside transmembrane transport.